GGGAGGUGGUACAGUCCGACCAAGAUGGCGGCGGUGACAGGAGGGAUCUCAGUCGCGGGGCCCGGCCGCUUCUACUCGGUGCCCGGCUCCGAGCUGCCGGGGGGGGUGGGCCGCACGCUGAAUCCCAUGGUGACAGGGACCUCAGUGCUGGGGGUCAAGUUCGACGGUGGGGUCAUCCUGGCCGCUGACAUGCUGGGCUCCUACGGUUCGAUGGCCCGCUUCCGGAAUAUUCCCAGGCUGAUGAAGGUGAACGACAACACGGUCCUGGGUGCGUCGGGGGACUACGCGGAUUACCAGUACCUCAAGCAAGCCAUCGAGCAGAUGAUGAUUGAUGAAGAGCUGCUUGGAGAUGGACACAGCUACAGUCCCAAAGCCAUUCAUUCCUGGCUUACCAGAGUCAUGUAUAACAGGCGAUGUAAGUUGAAUCCCCUGUGGAACACCGUCAUCAUUGGUGGGAUGAACAACGGCGAGAGUUUCCUAGGUUACGUGGACAAACUGGGGGUCGCCUACGAGGCUUCGACAGUGGCGACUGGCUUCGGGGCGUAUCUGGCACAGCCCCUGAUGAGGGAGGUAGCAGAGAAGCAGCAGAUCUCCAAAGACGAGGGUCGCCAGCUGAUCGAGCGUUGCCUGAAGGUGCUCUACUACCGCGACGCACGCUCCUAUAACCGGUAUCAGAUUGCGACUGUGUCAGCAGCUGGUGUAGAGAUCGAGGGCCCGAUAUCGUCAGAUACCAACUGGGAAAUCGCCCACAUGAUCAGUGGGUUUGAAUAGAAGGAUGCUACGUGUUGACAGGCAGCGAAUCACUCCACACAGGAUCUGCCAUGUUCUCUCUGUACUCAUUGACUCUUAAAGCCACUGUCUGUUUGCUGGGAUGCCUGUGGGACAUCUCUCUGUUGUAUUUGCUACAGGGUACAUGUUUAUAACCUGCUGGGGUAAGGGCUUGAAAUAAAGUUACCUUCUGGAA
This is a messenger RNA of Hemiscyllium ocellatum (epaulette shark), 964 nucleotides long. RefSeq names its product proteasome 20S subunit beta 4 (gene psmb4). The coding region runs from base 25 to 771 and encodes 248 amino acids. The transcript is spliced from 8 exons. NCBI's taxonomy places the organism in Eukaryota, Metazoa, Chordata, Chondrichthyes, Orectolobiformes, Hemiscylliidae. The record is from RefSeq and is a predicted model, not a curated record. Gene Ontology annotation, cellular component: proteasome core complex.